This is a messenger RNA of Paramuricea clavata, 1775 nucleotides long. NCBI's taxonomy places the organism in Eukaryota, Metazoa, Cnidaria, Anthozoa, Malacalcyonacea, Plexauridae. The record is from the annotation of a GenBank genome assembly.
UUUUUCUUGGUUAAAAUGAAAGGUGGAAACCAGUGGUGGAAACACAGAAUUGUCACAAAUCAAAAUCAACAUGGCGGAUUACUGAGGAGUUGAAAACAUUGAAAACAACUAGUUUUUAACUCGGAUUCUGUUGCAAGUAUGUGGUGAAUUUCUGGAAGUAUUUUAAAAAUAAGUAUGGAGCGAAAUGAAAGAAAAAGGAGGCUAGAAGAUGAUUCAAAUAAACCCAGUUAUUCUAAGGUAUGUGACAUUUAUUAUAUUGAAAUAUUUUGCUUGUGAUAUUUUAUUUUUUUCAAAUCUCGGGUGCGCAAUUUCCAAACUUUCCAGUCAUGAGUCUUUGAGCGGACUCCAAUAAUUAUUACAAAUUGUAUGUGAUAUUAUGUUACAGAGGGUCAAUAAAUCAGUCAUAUAUUCUGUAAAGUUUGGACAGCCAAUAUUUUACAAAGUGGCUAUAUCUAUGGGUCCGUAAACAGACUUCGCCAGGCUAUAUUUACAGCACUCGAUGUACCGAACCGGCACUAUAAAGCGUAUUGUUUACAAAGGAUUUCAGCGAGCUCGAAAAUAGCUCAGAAGGUUAGGCCAUUUGCUGCUGUGUUGUAGUCCGCGGGUUCGAAUCCAAGUUGUGAUGGUUUUUUGUUUGCCUUAACAAAACAUGUUUAACUUUUUUUCUGACUAGUUUUAAUUUUUUGGGGGGUUAGGGUUAGAGGUUAGGUUAGGGGAAGGAUUGGGAUUAGGGUUAUUUUUGUUUUAAUUUGACUUUAACGAUAAAUACAGGCCGUAUGGAGACUAAGAACGAGAGUGCCGUAAAUAUAGCCUGGCAAAGUCUGUUUUAAUACGGGCCCGUAGAUAUAGCCACUUCGAAUAUUUUAUAGAACUAAAUGGGCCAUUCCAUUUAAUAUAGGCACCCCCUAUUGAGGGGUCUGGAUAUCCUAUGGGGGGGGGGGGUUACCUUAAAAUUUCCUAGAGUGUAGCUUAAGAAAUUUUCAAAAAAAUAGCAAAAAUUAGGUGUUUUAGUGAUAUCCAAGGGGGUAAAAAUGAUAUUCUAAUUUAUAUUUCUUGUUUACAAAAUUUACAUAAUUAAAUGAUCACUUUUCCUGUGUGUUAUGAUAUGUGUACCACGCCAGCACGACCAGCAAAAAUUUUGUACCACGCCGGCAUGCCAUACAAAACGUUAGACAAAGAAACUUUGCAGUCUGGAUUACAUAUAAUAAGUAUUUUCCUCACUAGCGAGCUCUACAAAAACAUGAGUCAGAUUCAUCUGAUGAAGAAGACUACACGCCAUAUGUGCCUUUAAAAGAUCGCAGGAAGCAAGAGGUAUGAUAAACUAAGGGUUCCACGCCCUGCACUUACAUUUACUGUCGUGUUACAUGCAAAUUGUUAUUUAAAUUCAAGCAAUUUGUUACAGCUAGAAAGACGUGCAAAGUUGCUCAAUAAAAGUGGAAGCAGUAAGAAUGAGAAAUCUGAUGAAAGUGCAGACAAGGACAGGGUAUUGAUUCACAGAUUAAAAUUAUGUCCAGGGUGCAAAUUAGCAGCUUACAAAAUAUGACAAAUUGUCAUACAAAAUUUUUCAGUCAGUUUUAAGCAUCAAAUAUCAAUUGUCAGAUGCAUAUCAUACAAAGCAGUGUUAGCAUAUUAGAAAAUAUUUUUGUAGGUCAAAAUUGAAAAAUAUUUGAAAAUAAUUAUUGUAGACACGAAAAAUUUUCUUCUUUCGCACCCUUACAUGUGUAUGUCAAUAAACUUGUGUGUUUAUUAAAUAUAAACGGUGUCUUAUUAGAGAG